CAGCAUUCGCCCAGAAGACUAGCGCCGUGCUGCUGUUCGCACCCCAGUUCCGAGAUCUGCUUCUAUAUCGGUGUCUUAAAGUGCAUAUUCUUCUUCCUAAAUUCUUAAGCAGCUCGUUUAAAGAUGUUGGCGUGCACCGAAAUGAUCACGAUGUGUCUCCAGUCGGCGAAGCGCGAGCAUCUCCGCUCCAAACAGCAGCAGCAUCAGAUGCAGGAUGCGGUUCACGGACUGCCCAUCUUUCACGAUAUUUUCCGUCGAGCUGACAAAAACGAUGACGGGAAGCUGUCCUUCGAGGAGUUCAAAGCGUAUUUUGCAGACGGGAUACUGACAACUGAUGAGCUGCGGGAGCUGUUCUACUCCAUCGAUGGACGGCAGACAAAUAACCUCGAUACAGACAAACUAUCAGAAUUCUGUGCUGUUUUCCUCUGUAGGGUUGAAGUUAAAGUCCCGGAGCAUCUCAUCAUACAGAAGAACAACAGAAGAUGUGGCCGUCGAGUGCAGAAGAACAUGUGUCUGUCCCCGACUGAUCCAUACUCGGGCAUUCUCACUACCGGCGUUACCGUAGAUACAGAUGAGCACUGGUGCUCUCAGAUCAACAGACUGCAACAGCUCAUCGACAAACUGGAGUGUCAGAGUCCAAAGUUGGAGCCGCUGAAAGAAGAUACACUGGCCAGCACGUACAAGUCGAACAUUCUGCUGGUGCAGAGACAGAUGAGCGUGACAGAGAAUGAUCUCGAGGAGUUCCAGAAGGCUCUGAAGACCUACGCCGACACCACCGCCAAUCAGAACGACAACCUCCAUGUUUCCAUCCAGAAGCUUCCCGAGAAGAACUGCUACAUCAUCUAUGAGUUCUGGCAGGACCGUAUUUCCUGGAUGAGGUGUGUGUGGUCAAAAAAAAGCAAGCUGAGUCACACCAAGCGAUGCCAAAACACGUCCUCCUGUCCAUAA
Messenger RNA from Sinocyclocheilus grahami, 948 nucleotides. Its product is annotated as N-terminal EF-hand calcium-binding protein 1-like. Gene Ontology annotation, biological process: regulation of amyloid precursor protein biosynthetic process. Gene Ontology annotation, cellular component: endoplasmic reticulum; Golgi cis cisterna; cytoplasm. Gene Ontology annotation, molecular function: calcium ion binding. The transcript has 10 exons. NCBI's taxonomy places the organism in Eukaryota, Metazoa, Chordata, Actinopteri, Cypriniformes, Cyprinidae. The record is from RefSeq and is a predicted model, not a curated record. The coding region runs from base 124 to 948 and encodes 274 amino acids.